UAAAGUGCAGUGUCAGUCAUGGGUUGCACACCGUCCAAAGCCGACAUCACCUACUCGCACGUGCGAGUGAGUCGCGAUCUAGACACCUGCUCCACAUUCGUUCCCAGUUUAAAGACCUCCGUGUCCACGCCGGAGAGACCCUCACCGCAGUUCUGCGUCGAGACGAGCAGUGGGAAGCAAACUUUUCUCAGUGUUCCUAGUCGUGACUGUUAUGGGCGCUCCGUGAGUCAGCCCAGCUGCCCGGACGAGUGGAGUACCGUGACGGUAAGCAGCGGCAGCCCGUUCGGUCCAGCUCGAGCACGCGCGCAGGCAAGCUGCACUGACAGCGACUCUGAGGACGACGGCACAUCACCCAGCAGUAAACGAUGAUAGUUAUUAUCGUGGGCCCAUUACACUGUAUUUUUAAUGAAGCUAUUUUACAGUAGCAGAGAGGACAGAGUUAUUCAUUGAUCUCUUUUCUUGAAUUUAUAAUUUUCGGAGUAGAAUAUGAGCGUAAUAUAUAAUUAACCAAAAUAACAUUUAGUUUAAAAUGACCACCUUGCUGUUUAAAACAAUGGAACCAUCACCAAUGUAAAUUCUAAAAGAUCUAAUGGUUAUUAUGGGGUUUUAAUGGAAACGUGUGCUGGUGGGAUGUUAUCUAAGAUCAUGGGUAAAGCAACAUCCUACUGGAAUUAGGACCAAAACAGACAUAAACGAGUUUUUGUAGCUAUUUGUAAUGGAAAGCACUAAAAUUCGAAUAUAGAAAUGUUUAUUUCAGCAGAAUGUUUUAUUACAAAAAGUAACUUUAAAUUUUUGUAUAUAGUACUAUAAAUAAUUUAUUUAAAGCUGCGAAUAUUGUGCGCAAUGUGCAAGUCUCGCGGUAUUUGGCGUUGAAUUCCGCGUGAGUUGGAGGAUUCGGGACAAGCGAAGAGGGGGAAAUGGAGAUAUGAGGUCUGAAAAGGAGCAGAGAACAGGAAGCAGGGAGAGAGGCAGCGUCGAGAUCCAGUUCAGGGAGUGUCAGAGGGAGCAGGACAACAUCGCAGUGAACCCGAAGCAAAAGGAGGAAAAGAAGGAGGUGUUCACAAAGGUUGUCAUACGCCGACUGCCGCCCAGUCUGUCAAAAGGCCAACUUGAGGAGCAUUUGAGUCCUCUUCCAACUUUUGAUUAUUUUGAGUUUUUCCCUGCUGAUCAGAGCUUAUACCCACAUCUCUUCUCAAGAGCAUACAUCAACUUUAAAAACCCAGAAGAUAUCAUUAUUUUCCGAGAUCGUUUUGAUGGAUAUGUAUUCAUUGAUAAUAAAGGCCAAGAGUUUCCUGCUGUUGUAGAAUUUGCACCAUUUCAGAAAGUUUCGAAAAAGAAGUUAAAGAAAAAAGAUGCUAAAGCAGGGACCAUUGAAGAAGACCCCGAAUACAAACGAUUUUUGGAAAACUACUCUUGUGAUGAGGAGAAGUCAAUGGCCAACCCAGAAACCCUGUUGGGGGAGAUUGAAGCUAAAACCCGAGAACUCAUAGCCAAAAGGACAACACCAUUAUUGGAAUACAUUAAAAACAAGAAGUUAGAGAAACAGAGAAUAAGAGAGGAAAAAAGAGAAGAGCGACGAAGGAGGGAGCUGGAGAAGAAGCGUCAGAGGGAGGAGGAGAAACGGAAACGCAGAGAGGAGGAGAGGCGAAAGCGCAAGGAGGCCGACAAGCAGAAAAAGCUCUCAGAGAAGGAGAUAAAGAUCAAGCUUUUGAAAAAGUGUGACAGAGAUGAUGAUGUGGACUCAGACAGACUGAAAGAUAAAGGAGACAGCGGAGAGACAGAAAAGAACAGAUGGGAAAAGCCGCCAGGAUACACCAAGUCAAAGGAUCCUAAGGAUAAAGCUCCAAUUGAAAACGACAAAGAGCAACGGGAAAAUCACGGCCGCCGUCAGAGGGACAAAGAGCAUCGCGGAAGAGACGAGGAUCGCAAACGACAAAGGCAUCACUACGAGUUCGAUAAGUUCAUGCGACGCAAAGAAGAGACCAAAUGGGGCAAAGGCUAUUGCCAGGACAGGGCCAAGAAAGACCAACAUCACGGCUAUUCCUACUGCCCGGACACAGGGGACAAACUCGGCAAAGAUGACCGAGAAGACAUGGGCAACAGAAAAGAACGCAUUCGUAACAAGUCUGUGUUAGUGCAUCAGGACAAAAGGACUUCCCAGUCUGAGGGGCCAGACCAGAUAGGAGGGGCUCUGCCAGCAAAGGACCGACCGGCAAUGCAGCUGUACCAACCUGGCGCCCGAAACCGCAAGCGCAUGGGCUCUGGGAACAAGACCUUCGACUUCCCGCCUAUUUCUCCUGAUCACGGAGGAGAACACUACAAGUCCGUCAUAGGGACAGGCUCAGAGAAAAGCGCUGAUGAGUGAAAGCAGACCACAGCAGGAAAGAGUUAACUUGUAGAAGCAGAGGCCACAUCGGUAUGACAGGAAGAAUGCUAAACUUCAACCUUUUAUCUGUUUUCUCUGUAAAAUGUGCGAGUUGAGUGCAACCCCACAUACUUUUUUGGAGAACAAAGGGAUACGUUCAGAAAUGAAUAUUCUGUCAACCCUCUUCACCUUUACCAACACUUCCCUCGUGUCGUUCCAAACAACUUCUGAGAAACUGGAUAGAGAAAAAAAAUUAUAACUUUUCUACAAUAGCAUUAUAGACGUAUUAUAAAGUAUGCCACUCGUGCACCAUAUUUAAGUGUUUUGAUGCCUUUGUGUGAAUUAUGUGACCAUUUCUGAAGUUCAUAGUUUCAGCCUUUAUCUUUAUUAUAUAGAAUAAAAUGGCCAGAAACAUUUCUUCCUUUGUGUAAUUCACAUAUAAAAAGUCAGAUUUAAAAAGUGCACAAGGAUGAGUAAAUAAAUAAUUAAUGAAUUCUCAUUUGACACUGAUAACUUUAACUCAAGUCUUUUAUAAACUGUCAUUAUUAGGUGCAAGUAGUUAUAAAUUGAUAAGCUUUUACUUGUCAAAGAUACCUGAUUCGUAUUUAAGCCACUUCAUUAAGAAAUACCUCAUUAUUUACAGAGAUUUGUAUGCCUUUUGUAGUGCAAAUAUAUGGAUUCCCUUAGAGAAGAGUAUAUAUAGUAUAGCCUAGAGAUUUUACUGUACAGAAAUGUGUCUUGUGAAAUCUGUAUUUUAAAUAUAUGAACUGUAUCUUUUGAGUUAUAGUUAAAUUUACAGAGAUAUUUUUUCUUUUAGAAAUAAAAAUCAGUGCAAGAGUGAAACAUGUAAGCAUGCAACGUGGCAUUUCACAUUUUCAUACUGUAAUAUGCCUUUGAAUGAUGCCUCUAUUGUCCUUAUCAUAGAUAUUGUGGCUUUAAGUGUAUUCAAAUAUAUAUAUAUCUUAUAUCUUACAUCCGAAUAUUGUUUCAUCUGCGAGCCAAGAAGAACAAAAUGAGAUCAGAUAUUAUGUUGUUUCUAAACAGUGUGCAUGUUUCAAAGGAGUCAUUCAUAUGUUAUACGAUACUUGGGGUCACAUGCCUUACCUAUAUUUUGCACUUGAAGACCCCAUCUAUUAUUUAAUACAAAAUUACAGAUUAAGAGUUAUUAUUUAGUUAACUAAACUAGUGAACUCUGUAGAAUACUUUGAAACUGUGAUAAUGUAUUUUAUUUCCCAUUUGUGUACAAUAAAGAUAUUAUAUAAUGUAA
Misgurnus anguillicaudatus (oriental weatherfish) is the source of this 3632-nucleotide messenger RNA. It is a transcript of the gene upf3a, whose product is annotated as UPF3A regulator of nonsense mediated mRNA decay. Gene Ontology annotation, molecular function: telomeric repeat DNA binding. The record is from RefSeq and is a predicted model, not a curated record. Gene Ontology annotation, biological process: nuclear-transcribed mRNA catabolic process, nonsense-mediated decay; positive regulation of translation. Gene Ontology annotation, cellular component: nucleolus; cytoplasm. NCBI's taxonomy places the organism in Eukaryota, Metazoa, Chordata, Actinopteri, Cypriniformes, Cobitidae.